AUGGCUGAAAAUAUUAAGGAUGAAGUUUCCGAAAAGGAGGUCGCUGUGAGCACGGAAGAGGAUUUGGGCAGACAAAAGACACAGUCUCUGGUCGAUGCCAUCCCCGACCCGGACCCUGAUGCUACUCCCGAAGAGCGUGCUGCACUUGACAAAGCACUCGUGCGUAAAGUUGACCUGUGGCUCAUUCCAUGGCUAUGUCUGCUUUACCUCCUCUCGUUCCUUGAUCGAACGAACAUUGGCAAUGCCCGUGCAGCUGGAAUGGAAGAAGAUCUCGAUAUGGCAGGCCACGAUUACAACAACACUCUAACCAUUUUCUUCAUCUCGUACGCCCUCGCCGAGCCCGUCACCAAUGUGCUCCUCAAACGUUUCACACCGCGAGUCUUCUUCACCACCAUCAUCCUCAUCUGGGGCCUGGUUUCGACAUUGAUGGGUCUGGUGCACAAUUACGAGGGACUCCUCGCUGCCCGUUGGUUCCUCGGAUUGGCGGAAGCUGGUCUGUUCCCCGGUGUCAACUACUACCUUUCCUGCUGGUACAAGAGAUCGGAAUUGGGCCUUCGUGCUGCAACCUUCUUCUCUGCUGCAGCACUCGCUGGAUCAUUUGGCGGUCUUCUCGCAGCAGCGAUUGCACAAAUGGAUGGCGUAGGAGGCAAGGAUGGCUGGGCAUGGAUUUUCAUCAUCGAAGGAAUCGCAACCAUGGCUGUGGGAGCAUUCUGCUGGUGGAUGGUCUUCGACUGGCCCGAUACCGCUCGCUUCCUCACUCCCGACGAGCGCCUUCGAGUCCGCCGCCGUCUCGCAGAAGAUAAACAAUCCAGCACCGGCGAAGAGUACGACAAGCGCCACAUUAUCGCCGCCGUCAAGGACUGGAAAUGCUGGGGCUACGCUCUCAUAUACAUGGGCAACCUCUGUCCCCUCUACGCCUUCUCCCUCUUCCUCCCCACCAUCCUCGGCGGCAUGGGCUACAAAGGCACCAAACUCCAACUCCUCUCGGUGCCCCCUUACGCCGUCGCAGCCACCAUGACAAUUCUCAUCGGCUACAUCGCCGACCGCACGCGCCAACGCGGUCUCUGCAACAUGUUCUCCGCCACCCUCGCCAUCAUCGGCUUCACAAUGCUCAUCAGCACAGGAAACCCACACAUUCAAUACGCAGGAACAUUUCUCGGCGCAGCCGGAAUCUAUCCCACCGUCUCCAACACUCUGAGUUGGGCUUCGAAUAACAUCGAAGGAGUGUACAAACGCGGAGUCAUUAUUGGCAUAGUAGUCGGGUGGGGAAAUUUAAAUGGAGUUGUCAGCUCGAAUAUUUAUUUGAGGGAGGAACGGCCGAGAUAUUGGACGGGGCAUGCGACGGUUUUGGCGUAUUUGAUUGUGUGUUUGUUGGGCGGUACGGUGUUUAUGUAUACGAUGUUGAGGGUGGAGAAUCGGAGGAGGAGGACGGGGAAGAGGGAUGGAAUGCACGAGGGGAUGACGCCCGAGGAGAUUUGGGUCGCGGGGGAUAAGAGGCCGGAUUUUAUUUAUACGUUGUAA
Molecule: messenger RNA, 1521 nt
Organism: Sphaerulina musiva SO2202
Lineage: Eukaryota; Fungi; Ascomycota; Dothideomycetes; Mycosphaerellales; Mycosphaerellaceae
Product: MFS general substrate transporter
Exons: 5
Coding region: 1-1521 (506 amino acids)
Biological process (GO): transmembrane transport
Cellular component (GO): membrane
Molecular function (GO): transmembrane transporter activity
Source: RefSeq, a predicted model, not a curated record